UCGAGCCGCCGCCGCUCGCCCGCCGCCCGCCGCCCUUGCGCCGCCUCGCCACGGUCGGGAGCGCCGUGCGCCUGCCGCCUCCCUGUCUCCGUGAGGGGGAAGGACCGGCCCCGCUGCAGGAGGGGAGCACCGGCGGCCCUGCUGCGCCCCUGCGCCUGCUCCGCUCCGCCGGCGCCCCGUCCCUCCGCGAGCGAGCGAGCGGGCGAGGCGAGCGGCAGCUCCCCGAGGCGGCGCCGGCGCCGGACCCUCCUGUCCUGCUGCCCACCCGGUCCUGCUGCUCAUCAUGUCGGCGGGCGGCGACUUCGGCAACCCGCUGCGGAAAUUCAAGCUGGUCUUCCUCGGGGAGCAAAGCGUGGGGAAGACUUCUUUGAUCACCAGAUUUAUGUAUGACAGCUUUGACAACACCUACCAGGCAACAAUUGGCAUUGACUUCUUAUCCAAAACCAUGUACUUGGAAGAUCGCACAAUCAGGUUGCAGCUGUGGGAUACUGCGGGUCAGGAACGUUUCCGUAGCCUCAUUCCCAGUUACAUCCGUGACUCUGCUGCCGCUGUAGUAGUUUACGAUAUCACAAAUGUAAACUCAUUCCAGCAAACCACAAAGUGGAUUGAUGAUGUCAGAACGGAAAGAGGUAGUGAUGUCAUCAUAAUGCUAGUUGGAAACAAAACAGAUCUAGCAGAUAAGAGGCAAGUCUCUAUCGAGGAAGGCGAGAGGAAAGCCAAAGAGCUGAAUGUAAUGUUUAUUGAAACUAGCGCAAAGGCAGGGUACAACGUAAAACAGCUUUUCCGACGUGUGGCUGCUGCCUUGCCUGGCAUGGAAAGCACACAGGACAAAAGCAGAGAAGACAUGAUUGACAUCAAACUUGAAAAGCCUCAAGAGCAGCCAGUCAGCGAAGGGGGCUGUUCGUGCUAAUAGCGCGUGGCUUUCCUCUUCCCUUUCUCCAGACCGUCACCGCUUCUUCCGACCUCCCUCCCUCCCCUUCCCUCCCUGACUCAUUGACAGCAGUGUAACUUAUCGGCUUGUUCCUCUUCCCACCCCGUCCGUAACGUAGCACGGUUCAUCAUGGCUGCCUGUUUCGUGAAGAUGAUCUGUUAGCUUCACAAGCACAAAAGAAAGUCGGUGUCUUCGUUAUUUAUAAGGAAAUUUUAAAAAGAGCCAAAACAAUCCUAGCAUGUUCCAAUCAUUCUUAAAGAAACAACCAGAAAGAGAGGUACAUAUUUGCUUUUUAAAAAUACUACAAUAUUGCACUUUUUGAAAUAUUGGAAAUGGGGGUGAAAAUGUUUGGAUUUGAUAGAAAGGGAUGUGCAGGGUAGAAAUCGCCAGUGCCGAAGGCCAAGUGGUGCGGGAUGGCCGUGAGACUUCCGCCUGUCCUUUUGCAAAACCAAAAAAGCCCGCUUUGCCUUUUCAGCCAAGAUCCUCUGACCGAUUUUCUAAACGGCAUUUUAGAAAUGCAAAGUUGGCUAUUGCAUUUUAAUUGUUUAUUUCCAGUCGUUUAUGGUAUGGCCAAACAGCUUCUGGGCACCUGUUAAUAAGAUGCUUUCUGUGGCAGGGAAGAGUUGCGCUCAUCCAUUCUGCAGAGUGAGGAAACCUCCUUUUCUUCCAUGCAGUAGCCCUGUAGAACAAACAAGCUCUCCCUCAGUGCACCUUUUGGCAGUUGCUGUUGGGAAACUCUAAGUGGCCUCUGGCAUUAAAGACUAUUUACUUAAGCUGAGCCACUUUCCAGAAGGAGGUUCACAAGCUAGCAAACUUUUAAAAAUCCAGUAAUUAGGAGGAAGAAGGGACAGAGCAGAAGAAGCUAUUCUUGAAUUUCAGUUGAAUUGAGGAAGGAGGCGUUUACUUGUAAAAGUAGAUUUUAAAAGUCCUGGAGAUGAUGAAGGAAGGGAACAUAAGAUGGAAACAAAACUUAAAAUUAUGCAGAUUUUUGCCUUUCUUUUCAGCAUUUUUUAUGUUGGGUCUUCAUGAGUUCUGUGUACUGGUUGUUUAGUAUUACGUUUAACUGAACUACAAUUAACUAUGGUUUCUUUCGAUAUUUAUUUCUUUGCUUUGUUAUUUUUUUUUACUGUGUUGGGUUUUUAUUUGUAUCUUUUGAGGAAUUCUGUUAAUCCAUUUAGAGUUCCAGUGAUGUCACAAGGUGUAGCUAUCCAAGGAACAGGCUGAGACAGGGGCACACCCAUUCACACACGUACUCUAGAAGGUGCACUCUCUAAAUCUGUACUAGUCAUUGUGAAGUUGCUGUGUCAGUUAAUGCAACUGUAAAUACAUUGUUUGCAGGAAGAGCAUUUGCAGCUGGGGAGGGGUACAACACGGGAAAGCCUUCAUGCGUCUCCCCUGUCCAAGCGAUAGUUUAAAAUGGAGGGGUGGGGGAGUGCUUACCUACGCACCCCCCUCCAUUUUGGGGGAACGGCUCCUCCCCAUUCAUCCCAGCUUUGGAUGUGUACAUGUGAGGUCUCUCUUUCCCUGCAUUGUGCAAUUGGAAUAGCAAAAUGCAUUACUUUAACCUGAGUUUCCAAUAACUUUGCAUAUACCAGUAAUGUCAUGUUAAAGGGCAGACUAAGACAUACAAAUGCUUUAAUGCAAUAUUGAAGAGGUGGCUUUUUCUUUUCCUUUUCCUUUUUCCUUUUUUCUUUUGGAAUUAGCAUGUCUAGAAAUAAGUGUUUUAAGUAUGGCAACAGAUGAUGAUCUUACCCUGAAAAGAAACUAAAGGAGACCAAGCUACUUCUCCUGUAUUGUUGUAUUCUACGUGUGCAAAAAUGAGAAAGUGAUCCAUCUUGCUGCUUUUUAAUAUUGAGUUUUCCGUGUCUUGGGUUAUUAAGCAAUGAAACGUGUACACGGGUUGGAUUUUUUAAACAUGCACAGAAUUUUUUGCUUCCAAUAAAGUAUCUAAUCAAAACACUAA
Messenger RNA from Varanus komodoensis (Komodo dragon), 2894 nucleotides. It is a transcript of the gene RAB6A, whose product is annotated as RAB6A, member RAS oncogene family. Gene Ontology annotation, molecular function: GTPase activity; GTP binding. The record is from RefSeq and is a predicted model, not a curated record. Lineage: Eukaryota; Metazoa; Chordata; Lepidosauria; Squamata; Varanidae. Bases 284 to 910 code for a protein of 208 amino acids. The transcript is spliced from 8 exons.